This is a messenger RNA of Corticium candelabrum, 2440 nucleotides long. RefSeq names its product FERM domain-containing protein 4A-like. Gene Ontology annotation, molecular function: cytoskeletal protein binding. The transcript has 19 exons. The coding region runs from base 160 to 2250 and encodes 696 amino acids. The record is from RefSeq and is a predicted model, not a curated record. Lineage: Eukaryota; Metazoa; Porifera; Homoscleromorpha; Homosclerophorida; Plakinidae. Gene Ontology annotation, cellular component: cytoskeleton. Gene Ontology annotation, biological process: establishment of epithelial cell polarity.
CUUCAGAUAAUUUGGUCUGCUAAGUGGCCUGUUCACAGGUACUAUGCAACCAGUAGAACACCGUAACGCACGUUACAACAUAGAACAAAAAUGGCGUCACGGUCACUUGUGUUGGUUGGUGAGGACAAAAGACGUUAGCAGCGCAUUCUCUUCAAGAAGAUGAGUGAAAAAGGUCGAAAAUGUGUCGUCAUUUUGUUAGAUGAUUCUCAAAUGGAAGUAACAAUUCAGCCAGUGCUACUAGGCAGUGAACUACUAGAUAUGGCUGCGUCGCACUUCAAGCUGAAGGAAAGGGAAUAUUUCGGUCUCACAGUCGACAGUCCUCACGAUUCUGGGGAUUACGUGAACUGGUUGGAGAACAAAAGGCGAGUUUUAGAACAAGACGUACCUCCGGUUGGCGUCAUUCGUAUCCACUUCACAGUCAGAUAUUUUGUGGAGCGAGUGGAGUACUUCAAAGACCCUGUUACGGUUGAACUGUUUUUUGAUCAUGCAAGACAAGCCAUCUUCAGGGGCUCAUUGGUUUGUGAUAGUCAAGUAGUGUUUGAGCUGGCAGCAUUUGCAUUGCAAGCAGAGAGUGGAGAUUAUAAAAACGAGGAGGCAACACAAGAAAAGCUUCGGGAGAUGAGCUGGCUUCCUGGUCGGACGCUCAAAGAACACGUGUCAAUUUCUUAUUGUGAGAGUCAGGUCAUUGAUUAUUAUCAGAAGAUGAGUGGAAAAACACGCGGACAGGCACUUGUUGGCUAUUUAAAUGGAGUUAUGUCUUUGCCUACUUAUGGAAUUCACUACUACUCAGUGAAGGAUAAGAGGGAAGACAUGUCUGUGUGGUUGGGAUUCAGUGCCAAAGGAAUUGGAGUGUAUGAACCUAGUGACAAAGUGCAUCCACAAGAGUUUUACUCAUGGAAGCAUCUUGAUAACAUUCAUUGUCGAGAUAAAAAGUUUUCUAUUGAAAUAUAUGAUGCAUCAAGUCGAACAGCCUUACGUGGUGACUCAUCAUCACAUCGUGGUGGUGGUCCCAGUGGUUGUGCGACAAGGGCUUGGUAUUGUCAGACAACACGGAUGGCAACGUCGCUAUUUGAAAAUGCUAAGAACCAGCAUUUAUUUUAUUUGGAAAAACGAACUAUUCGACCUCACAGAAUAAAAGUUCAUAGUAUUUCUAGACUGUCAGAUCUAACAAGACAGUUGUCACACUAUUCUCGUGCCGGAAAGAUUCGCCAAGGAUUCACCCAUGUUGAUGGUUCAGUGAAACCCCUAGUGAAUGAAGAGGAGGUUGUUGCAGCUGCUCGUCGAGCAGACACAGAGAUGUACAAUCAAUUGAAGACACGACGAACACAACUCCAGCAGAGUUUAACCAAAUUAGAAGAUGAAUUGCAGGACCUUUGCCAUCGUGAAGCACGGAUUAUUGGGCGGUGGCCAGCUGAUAUAGAUUUUAGUCCUGAUCAUCCACUACCAUCACUACGAAGAAAGAUUGGUACAUCAUACAAGUUCCCUGAACACGUUUUUAAGUCUCCUGAAGCAGAAGCGAAUGCAGAGAUUAUGAAGCUCGACAGAGAAAUUGAAAUUCAGAUUGCCAUUACUAAUGCUGCUGAGCGACUAAGCAAGGAAAAGACGACAAGCCAACGUGUGAGACAAGAAAGAAAGUUAACAUACAAAAGAUCUAAAGAGAAAUUGCAAGCACUGGAAGACAGACGAGACAGACUUGUUAACUCUUCAUCUACGUUUUAUGUACCAGCAGUAGCUGUGAAUGGAUCUGUGCAGUCAAAAGAUCUUCCGGACAGUCCAGGAACUCUCAGUAAAACAUCGUCUUACUCAAGUUUAAUUUCUGCGCAAUCGAAAAGCACAGUGGCAUCACGUGAUGCACUCGAUAGUGUAACGGAAGACAUUGUAGCUAAUCUGAUAGCUGGUAAUCGGACACCAACUGCGAAUGGUGGGGUAGGGAUGGGGGGUGGAGGGGCUCGUCGUCACAACAGCUUAUCUCGUCUUCAAGCAAUGAGUUCAAGUACAUUGUCUGCACCACCAACAGUAACGGGGUCACCUAGCAGAACGAAGAAGCACACUGUGAUGUUGUCUGCUUCUGACCAUUCAACUCGAAAGAUACAUGCAAGUGCAAGUUUGGAAGAGUUAAGUGGAUCAAGGAGUAUGGAUGGAGCAGCGGGUGCCUCGCGACCAGAUUCACCACAGAAUUUAACUUUUAGUGAUACAGAGCUGCAGUGGGUUGAAGAUGAAGAGUUCUUUGGGCAAGGCACCUUAGUGUAGAGAUAAAGUAUAAAUUCUUCAGUUGGUUGAUAUAUACGUAUAUAUACUUUGCAUUGGGCACUAGCGUAGUAGAAGUGAGACUGUAUAUAAUGUAAUAACAUAUGCUAGUUCUCUACACGCCUGGUUUCGUGUACUAGUAAAUAUGGUUGAAACUUGUGUUGUAUAUUAAUAAGUGUGCUUGAGUGCUUGA